Triticum aestivum (bread wheat) is the source of this 1844-nucleotide messenger RNA. RefSeq names its product late embryogenesis abundant protein At3g53040. Bases 425 to 1615 code for a protein of 396 amino acids. The transcript has 6 exons. NCBI's taxonomy places the organism in Eukaryota, Viridiplantae, Streptophyta, Magnoliopsida, Poales, Poaceae. Gene Ontology annotation, biological process: regulation of DNA-templated transcription. The record is from RefSeq and is a predicted model, not a curated record.
UGACAUAUGGUUUUAUAACCCGGCCCAAACCUGUUACACAGGGCCCACCGGUCAGACACACCCACUCGCUGACUCAAGGGGGCCACCACUCAGCUAUACUGCGGCUACCCAAGCUCCUGCGCCGGCUUCCUCUGCUCCACUCCACUGCCAUCCGCCCGCCGUGACAAGAAAGCAGAGCAGCUGCGGCGCCGGCCGGCCAGCUCCAUCUCCGCGAUUCCUUCCAUGGCCGGCGGUGGCGUCGUCGGCGCGGGGGCGGACCGCCGGGAGGGCGAGUGGCUGCGCGCGUACGGCCGGGCGGCGGCGAUGGUGCCGCGGGUGGAGGCGCUCGCCGCCGGCCGCGCGCGGCUGGAGGCCGUGAACGCGCUGCAGCACGAGUCCUGGGAGGCGCGCGACGUUCUCCUCCAGUGCCGCCUCCUCCAGGCGGAUGAGAACACGAGGAUGUGGGAGGCAACGUGCAUGGCCCAGUAGCCCUCCGGCGAUGACCGGACGUUCGCCGAUAAGAGUGAAGGAAGUUGAAGGUGGUGCAGGGCAUUGCCUAAACGGCGCAGGCCAUGAGCACAUUGCAGGAGAUCUAGAAGCAGCGCUAAGACUAUUGAACCAAGCUCAUGAGGCACUGAUUGCAGACAAGGAUAAGGAAACUUCAGCACUGAUUGCAGACAAGGAUAAGGAAAUUUCAGCACUGAUUGCAGACAAGGAUAAGGAAAUUUCUGCACUAAUUGCAGAAAAGGACCUCGUGCGAGAGCAGUUUACGACACUGGAGCGGGACUAUGCUGACCUUCGUAGCUACAGCAGUAAACAAGCAGCACAAGUUACUGAAGCAAAGCAAGAGCUUGAGCAGCUGCAAGUGGCAUCCCAAAAGAAGGACGAUGAGAUUCCCAAACCGCGAGCACGAGCAAAAUCAGUUGAAGCCAAAAGGAAGGUGCUUCCUAAGGAUAAGCGACAGGAGAUGACCUGUAUGCCCAAGGAGACAGAUGGGCAAAUUGAAAAAUGCAAAGAUGGGCAGCCUGAGACUAGUGAAAAGUGCAACAAGGAUACGAGUGAGACACACACAAAAAAUUGUUCACAAGGUCCUGGUUUAAGGGGGCAAGAAAUGAAAAUUUGUUCUUCUAAGCAAAUGCUAGCAAAAGAUGGGCAACCUCAGACUAGCCUGAAGCGCAAGUGCGUCACUUCCUCAUUACCAAAUUAUAAUGAGCAGAAUGCAAAUGAUGAGGAAAAGAGUAAUCAAGUUCUAGAGCCUCUCAACAAGAAGAGGGUACCAGAGAAAGGGGAAGUGGAGCAAGAUGACGGUAAGGUCAAACUCGCCAACGGUGAAAGCAAUCGGCCUGCCCAGCAGUCGAUGAACGACAUGCUCCUCAAGAUCCGUGCCGUGAAGGAUAGUUUGAGGGACAAACCUGGCAAGUUUGAGGAGUCGAUGAUAAACGCCGCGAUCCUCUACGUCCAUGCCGUGAAGGAUAGUUUCAGGGACAAACCUGACAAGUUUGGGGAAUUCUUGGCGCUCCUGCGCGGAGUCUAUAGCAAGAGGAUCGAUGCUCGAGCCUUCGCCAGCGCCUUGAAGGUCCUGUUCGACGGGCGCCCUGAACUCAUACUUCAGUUCAAUACGUUCAUGACAUCGUAGUUCAAUACCAGACCGAGCUCAGGAAAGACGGCAGGGCUGGUUUAAUGAAAUGUGGCCAUGAGUCCCGGCUAGCUAGGAGCAGAUGAACUGAUAACUGCUGCCACUUUUUUUUGUAGACUGAUGAAGUUCCAGUCUUCCAUUUUGCUGGUCUUGCCGUGUGUGAAUUCGUUUCCGGAAGCUGAAAAAGUAACGUGUAAAUUAUCUAUUAGGACUCUCUGCCUAUUUUCCA